CUCCUGCGUCGCAUUACCCAUCCUGACUUGGGUGACCAAUAAUGUUUUAUCUCUGUAUGCUCGUCGGAAAGAGUCGUGCGAGCUUGCAAUUCUUUCGACCCAAAUAGAAGCUCAUUGCACGAUCGAUUCUUUUCCAAAAGCUCUUGGUUCAGGCGUUCGUUGGCCUUGAGUGCCUCGUCCCUCUCCGCCUUCACCCGACCUAACUCUUCGCUUUUCGCGGAAAUCACCUCAACCAAACAGGCAACUACAGUCUUGUCGUUAUUCCCCCCCUGGCUUCUGCUUUCGUUUCCAGCCGUCAUUGUGUUUUUGAUACUCUGCACCCCUUUGAAUGUUUGAUUACACAGUUUACUGAGUUACAGCAGAACUUAAAAAGGAGACCAAAAUUUUCGGUCCCAAAGUAGUUUUUAGACGUAGUUUGACUGCUUGAACGCGGCUUUGCGUAUGUUUCUAAUGGAUGUGUUCAAGUAUCCGUUUUGGGUGUGGGUUUGGGUGUGGUAGGUAUAAUGAGUGGGGAACGAAGUUAUAUAGUAAAAAUUGGGCAGUCAGCUCCACAGAGCACCAACAUCGUGCUAAUAUAAUUAUUAAUCGUUUUCAAACAACCACCAAGUCUACAAUGCAUGCUAAAUUUCUAUUCGAUUCGCGCUAA
This is a messenger RNA of Periconia digitata, 646 nucleotides long. NCBI's taxonomy places the organism in Eukaryota, Fungi, Ascomycota, Dothideomycetes, Pleosporales, Periconiaceae. The record is from the annotation of a GenBank genome assembly.